AAGUUAAAAUAACUCAAUAAAAGAAAAUUAUGAAAAAGCGGAAGAGUGUUUGAUGAUUGCGAUGAAAGUGUAAAGUCUGCAGAAUCAAGAGCAGAACAUGGAAGACGACGCGGCGGCGAUUCACGUUAUCAAGUCGCUCUCGUCGGAGGACGACACUGACACCGGAAGCUGCUGCCCAAUUUGCUUAGGACCCACUCUUCAACCUUCCUACCUCGACAAAUGCUUCCAUAAGUUUUGCUUCAAUUGCAUUUUACGCUGGACCAAGGUGGUUGCCAGCAAGCACCGUUCUCAACCUUCUUCUGUCAAAUGCCCCCUUUGCAAGACAGAAAACUUUUCUAUAAUACAUGGAGUUGAUGGAAGUUGUUUUCAGCGGCAUUAUGUAAAUGAAGAUUUUGAGUAUAGUUUUACAUUGUCGAGAGCUCACAGAUAUAGAUUGCAAUGCUAUUACACUGAACAAGGUUUCUUGGAUGACGUAUUCAAUAUAUCACAUUAUUGGAAAUCUCGUAAGUAUUGUCAGCCAAACAGCUGGCUUCAGAGUUGGUUAAGAAGGGAAAUUCAAGCUCUUAUUCAGGAGGAAGAUGUUGACAUCAUUGUUUACCAUAUUUUUGGAGUGAUGAAUGCAUCAUUGACAAAAAGAGAGCAGAAGUCACACAUGAAUGCACCCGAAAAGGUACAGGAGGAGUUCAAGACAUCAGUAUCUGAAGCAGCAAGGCCUUUUCUGGGAGCAAGAACAGAGAGAUUUGUGUAUGAGAUUCAACUGUUUCUUGCUUCAGGAUUGAAUAUUGAGGCAUAUGAUGCUGUUUACAUACAAAGAUUGGGUUGGAGCUCACCUGGGGUAAAUACUCAGAUUUCUGAUAAUGAAUUAAUUGAUCGCACUACUGUGAUUCCAUACAUUGCCAAAUCGUGA
Molecule: messenger RNA, 907 nt
Organism: Arachis duranensis
Lineage: Eukaryota; Viridiplantae; Streptophyta; Magnoliopsida; Fabales; Fabaceae
Exons: 7
Coding region: 98-907 (269 amino acids)
Molecular function (GO): metal ion binding
Source: RefSeq, a predicted model, not a curated record